AUGGGUCUCAGGUCCGGACGGGCUGUACUGAUAGUUCCUUACGUCUGCGGCUGGGUCGCCUCAUUCGCGGCCUCAGUGGCCGAAUUGCACGGAUUAGCAAUGGCGGAGAUGUUGGGAUGGUUGCGGGACUUUCUUUCACGGAGACGGCAUCUGGAAAUUGAUACGCUUAAGUAUCUGAAACCGCGGUGGCCCCUCGUAACAGCGGUGUUCCACGCGUGCGGUGUCUUGCGACUAAAGUUUGGGAACCCUCCUUCGCUGGCACCACCUUUUAUGAGGGCUCUCUCCCCAGCGCCUCAGAAAAGCCGACAGCUUGUGCACGCGGUUACGGUUGCAGUUAACCGACAAGGGCACAAAUGGGUCAAAUGCCGCUUCACUGGGGGUAUUGGGCAGCUUUCCAGAGGAUCCAAUCUAAACGCCGAUAGCCACCUUCUGGGGUGCGGGUGUUACAGGUUUCUCCAACAGAUCCCAACUCAACAAAAGGACUCAGGGGGGGGCGUGGGACUCGGGAGGUGCUGCCUGUUCAACACCAUCAGUAGCAGUGUCUUCCAGGACCUCUAUAUACACAAACUCCUCAGGUGGUGUCUGAACCUCCUCAAUUUCAUCCAGAAAACCCUCUGCUGCUUCGUCUUGGGCAGCAGCAGAAGUGUCAGCAGAUGUGUCUUCUGUUGGGGACUGGAUCUCCUCUGUCUGGAUGGAGUCGUCUUGAGCUACAGAACAUUCCUGGUUCUGCUGUGGCUCGUCAACCUUGGGGACCUCCUCAAGAACAUCAGUCUCUAG
Messenger RNA from Knipowitschia caucasica, 777 nucleotides. Lineage: Eukaryota; Metazoa; Chordata; Actinopteri; Gobiiformes; Gobiidae. The record is from the annotation of a GenBank genome assembly.